Molecule: messenger RNA, 804 nt
Organism: Closterium sp. NIES-65
Lineage: Eukaryota; Viridiplantae; Streptophyta; Zygnematophyceae; Desmidiales; Closteriaceae
Source: the annotation of a GenBank genome assembly
AUGCGAAAAGUCACCGAGUCGCGAGGAAACUCGCGGUUCGGAUCCAUCGUGUACAAGACGCAAGAGGGUCUCGAAGCUCCCUUGCUGGGCGAUAAAGCGGCCGCGGGAAGAGGCGACUCGGAUUCAGACACCUUUUAUGGGAAGGAUGUUGAAGGCGCCGCGGGCGGGGUUGGCGGCGCGGGAGAAGCGGAGCGGGCAAAGGGAAUACGAGGCGAGGAGGAGUAUCGGCGGAUCGAACAUAGGGGGAACAGCGGGUUUAUCGACAGCGUAUUUAACGGCAUCAAUGUUCUCGCAGGCAUCGGCAUUCUCUCAACGCCAUACGCCACGGCGCAAGCGGGCUGGCUGGGUCUCCUCGUGCUGCUCUUCUUCGCCGCCGCCUGCUGCUACACCGCCAUCCUGCUGCGCCGAUGCAUGGACUUCCGACCAUCAUCAUCAGCCUCCGCGUUUCCGUCCGAUUCGUCGCUUCGCUCAUUCGCGGACGACCCCGCCGCCUCCGCGCGCGCCUCCGCCUGCGCGUCCCCCCGCAUCGUGCGCGCGCCGCGCCCCAUCCGCUCGUACCCGGACAUCGGGGAGGCGGCGUUCGGGCGCGCGGGGCGGUGGCUUACCGCGUUUCUGCUCUACUUCGAACUGUACGCCGUGACUGUAGAGCUGUUGAUUCUAGAAGGGGACAAUCUGGCGCAUCUGUUCCCAUCCGGCGAUAUUUGUCUGCUUCCGGGGUGCCUGGUUGGAAAGGGGAGCAGUGGAGUGGUGGAGAGCGGUGGAGCGUGGGGGGUGAGUCUGCUGAAGGUGAUGCUGACGUCAUAG